Messenger RNA from Pneumocystis jirovecii RU7, 2547 nucleotides. RefSeq lists its product as uncharacterized. The record is from RefSeq and is a predicted model, not a curated record. Gene Ontology annotation, molecular function: transcription cis-regulatory region binding. The coding region runs from base 1 to 2547 and encodes 848 amino acids. Gene Ontology annotation, biological process: regulation of transcription by RNA polymerase II. The transcript has a single exon. NCBI's taxonomy places the organism in Eukaryota, Fungi, Ascomycota, Pneumocystomycetes, Pneumocystales, Pneumocystaceae. Gene Ontology annotation, cellular component: nucleus; SWI/SNF complex.
AUGGAGGAGACGUCUCUAGAUGAGAGCUCAGCAAGAUUUUUCAAAACAGCUGAGUCUACAUAUGUUCCGUGGAUGAUGCAGCCUGUUUAUGAAUGGACAUCUAGUCAACAACAAGCAGUGCAACAUCAUCAGGGAAUGCAAGCAGGAACACAUGGAAUUCAUGCAGUUCCAGUGUAUGCACAAGGACAGGAUUCAACAGGGCUUUCAGAAGCGGUUUAUCCUGUAUACACAUCGGGAACAUCAUUAGACGUUGGUACAGCAGGACAAAGAACUGGGAAAUCUAUUUACACACCUGGUCUUAUCUAUGGAUAUGGUACACAUGCUUUACCAGGUGCAUCUGGUGCACCAUAUGCAUCAAUUAAUAAUCAAAUAAAUUCUCAAGCAGGUCUUCAAAUGACAGCGCCAAUUAACCCUGCAAUGGGUGCUUCAAUUAAUGGGCCAAUGUGUGCUUCUGCUGGAGUUCCGUCUUCGUUUCCACCAUCUUCAAGUGCUGUUACUGCUAUUUCGCCGUCGCUUUCUCAACCGCAUUCUACGUUGCCUUUUUAUACAGGUACUGGAUAUUUUCAAAAAAUAGUUCCAACUGCACGCUCAUCUGCUUCUACCACAUCGACAAUGCCGUCAACAUUAGUAAAACAGGGUGUUUCAGAUAAUCUUAUGGUAUCUUUAAUGGAGUUUAUGAACAAAAGAGGCACGCCAAUAACUGCGAUUCCGUAUAUUGGUGAACAGCAGGUGAAUUUAAUAGCAUUGUAUAUUCACGUGAUGCGUCUAGGUGGGCAGUACAAGGUUAUACAAACUAAUGCGUGGCCGAGUAUUGCGCAGGCACUUGGUAUUAAUUUAAUACCAAAUGGCGCUCAGCAAUUAGCAGAAUGCUAUAAAACAUAUCUUGCACCGUACGAAGAAGCAUGGACAUAUAAUCAGCAACUGCUGAUGCAACAACAGGCACAAGUACAAUUGCCACUUUCUGAUAAAGUUAAGCAUGGGUUUGUUCAAGAACAAGACGAUUCACAAAAAAAUAUGAAUUGUAAUGCGGAAAGUAAGGCUUGCCAUUUUCAAGAAUAUUCAGUGCCAUUGAAACCUGCAUUACAAUCGGGAGUUUUGGUUAAUGCUGAUAAUCUUCAAUUGACAAACACUUCAUCACAAAUAUCUUCUAUACAAGUAUAUAAACCAAAGAAACGAGUUAUUGAAACCUAUGGUGGCUUUGAUAUGCAGCUAAUAACAAAAAUGAGUUCAGAUUUAGAAGACCUCAAGUGUAGACCACCUACAUUACAUGAAUUGGGUACCGUUAAUAUUUAUGCUCUAAUAAUGAGUAUUAAGUCAAGAUUGCAUUCAGAAGUUAAUAGAGCACUUGAUGUUUUUACCAUUAUUACAGGAGACAAAAGAUGGGGGUUACCACUUAUAGAAUGUGAAGAGUUAUUGGAUUGUAUAAUAGAAAUGGCAGAUGAUGAGUAUAGUUUAUUAGUUGAGGAUAUAAAGGUAAUGGAUGAGACUAUGUCUGUGCUAUCUUAUGAGCAAAUGAUAAAUUUAUGUUAUGAUGAGAUAGAAAAUUUAACCGUUAAUUGUCGACCAGGAAGUUUAGCUUAUGAAAAAACUAAAUCUGCUGAAAAAAUUUUAUGUAUUACAACUAUUUUAAGAAAUUUAUCUUUUACCGAAGAAAAUCAAGAUUUUAUGGCAAAAAACAUAUCAUUACUUACUCUAAUAGAACACUUAAUAAUAAUGACAUCAAAAACCGACAUUCCAGAAAUAUCAUGCCGUUUACGACUAGACUUAGCAAAAGAUCUGAUUACUCUUCUUUCAAAUAUUUCUCAAAGUGUUCUUAUAGAAAACGUUUCUACUGCUAGAGCAAUAAUUUCUUUAAUUAUUGCAUUUUCUCCUUAUUCAAAUAUUUCGUCUGAUCCAGAUAAAAUUGUAUUUACACCUUACAAUCCAACACUACAUCCAUACCUUCCAGCAGCUGUAGAUACUCUCGCAAAACUAUUUGCAAGAAGUUUUCCAAAUCGACAUACUUUUACAAAAGUUAUGAUUUCAAUAUCUUCUAAACAGUGUCUUAGAGACAACAUUUUUAUCCGAGCGCUUCUAUUAUGCAUAUCACCAAUACCUUUAUCUAGUCUAACUCAUCCAAUUCAUACAUGUGAGAUGCGGCUUGCUCUGCUUGAGCAUUGUACACUUGCUGCAGAAACAAUUGUUAGCAUUUUUCCAAAAGAAACCACUCUUGCUAGAUCUUUGCUAUUCGCUGAUGAUGGUUUUCCUAAUAGUCUUAUAAGAUUGGCUUGUUUACUUAGUUCAAUUGGAGGUGGUCAACUACCCCAUCAACUUUAUAAUAUUGAGUCAAAUCCAUUUUCCCGGUUUGCGCGACGUAUAAUGAACAUUUUACAUAUUUUAAUUAAAAAAGCUAAAAAAGAAAAACCACUCAAUGAAAUGUAUCAUGUAUUUUUUACAUCAAAAAAAGAACAGCUUUUAGGAAGUCUUCUUACUCCACAUAUGGAUGGUAUGAUUAUAAAAAAUUUAUGGUCUUUAAUUGAAGAGGAUAAUAUGAUAGAAACAUUAUAA